UUCGGUCUCGCCAUUAUCCCAGUUUGCUAAACAGCAACAGCUUGAUAGCCGAGUUUUACACCUAUUUUUCCCCCAUCAAAGCGAUGGAGGUGACAAUGGACCCUUUGUUUCUGGCGUGGAGCUAUUCCAGGAGGCGAAAACUCCAGCAAUGUUCUGAUAUUUGCACAAAAAUAUUACAAGACAACUCGUACGACCAGGCUGCAUGGAGCUUGAAAACCCGUGCUCUUACAGAGAUGGUAUACAUAGAUGAAGUUGAGGUCGACCAGGAGGGGAUUGCUGAAAUGAUGCUGGAUGAGAGCUCUAUUGCUCAAGUUGCACGACCAGGAACAUCACUGAGGCUCCCUGGAACAAGUCAGGCCGGAGGUCCCACACCGGCUGUCAGGCCAAUGACACAAUCAGGUCGUCCUAUCACAGGAUUUGUGAGACCCAGCACACAGUCAGGGCGUCCUGGGACAAUGGAGCAGGCUAUUAAGACCCCACGCACUGCAAGCACUGCUCGUCCUGUCACUAGCGCUUCUGGCAGAUUCAUUCGUCUGGGAACAGCUUCAAUGUUAACCAAUCCCGAAGGACCAUUUAUAAAUUUGUCGAGACUAAAUCUGGCCAAGUAUUCCCAAAAGCCAAAUUUAUCCAGGACACUGUUUGAGUACAUCUUCCAUCAUGAAAAUGAUGUAAAAAAUGCUUUAGAUUUGGCUGCUCAAGCUACCGAACAUGCUCAGUUCAGAGACUGGUGGUGGAAAGUUCAGCUGGGGAAAUGCUACUACAGGCUUGGUUUAUAUCGAGAAUCAGAAAAACAGUUUAGAUCAGCUCUCAACCAUCAAGAGGUUGUGGAUACAUAUCUCUACCUUGCGAAGGUGUAUCAGCGCAUGGAUCAACCAAUAACAGCACUCAGCCUUUUCAAGCAAGGCCUGGACCAUUUCCCUGGUGAGGUUACUCUUCUAACAGGAAUCGCUCGCAUACAUGAGGAGAUGAACAACAUCUCAUCAGCCACAGAGUAUUACAAAGAUGUCCUGAAGCAGGACAACACUCACGUGGAGGCUAUAGCCUGUAUAGGCAGCAAUCACUUCUACACCGAUCAGCCUGAGAUUGCCCUGCGCUUCUACAGACGGCUACUCCAGAUGGGGGUGUACAACUGCCAGCUGUACAACAACCUGGGAUUGUGCUGCUUCUACGCGCAGCAGUACGACAUGACUCUAUCCUCAUUCGAGAGGGCCAUGGCCCUGGUGGCCAAUGAUGAAGAGCAGGCUGAUGUGUGGUACAACAUUGGACACGUGGCUGUGGGUAUAGGAGACUUGACGCUGGCCUAUCAGUGUUUUAAACUGGCUUUGGCUUGUAAUAAUGACCAUGCUGAGGCCUACAACAACCUGGCUGUGCUGGAGCUGCGCAAAGGUCGUAUCGAACAGUCUAAAGCUUUGCUGCAGACUGCUGCAUCACUGGCCCCUCACAUGUAUGAGCCACACUUCAAUCUCUCCAUUCUCUCUGAAAAGAUUGGCGACCUUCAAAGCAGCUACACUGCCGCCCAAAAGUCUGAGGACUCCUUUCCGGAGCACGUCGACACUCAGCAGCUUCUGAAGCAACUUCGGCAGCACUUUGCGGUGCUGUGAGUGUCUGACCAGCUUAGGAAGCAAGGUGUGAUUUGAUAAAUAUAAGAGACAUUGUGCUGUCGUGAUCGAUAAGGCUUCAUAACAAAAGGUUAUUACACGCCAAUCAGGCAUGGAAAUCAACAAAUGGGCAUUAGCUUUGGUUUGCGUGUUUUUUAAUCAAAUGCUUCGUAUUGACUAAAUUGUCAGUUUAUUUGAUACGUCUCUCUUCAAAGCCAUCAGACUCCUUUUGACAAAAAUAGUCAUUUGACUUGACAGAACACAUGUUGCGGAUGUACCGCUGCCUCAAUUGGUUAGUUUGUUUGUAUUAUUGUGUGACUUUGGUGAAUCCAAAGAUGGCAAGGUAAAGCAGUGAAAAUAUUCUAAAUAUAGUUUACACUUAAACUGAUAUUGAUCUUUUUAAGGUGGGCUUUUUUUAGGUAGCUAAAAUACGUUUUGCUGACAGCCCCAUCUACAACAGUACAUUGCUUCCACUGCUGAUACUCCUGUCUGUUUCUCCUAAGAAAUACACUGACUAUGGAUAAGAACCCAUACAACCCGAUUUUAAAACAUCCAAACUAUCCCUUUAACUUAACAACUCAAUGCUAGCUGACGCUCUAAAUGCUGCUUUGUCACGCAAAAUAUGACUUAUAGGAAUGUAAAAUGUAUGUGAAGGUGUGUAUCUUCCUGAUGUAACCUGGUGUACAGAUCUGUAUAGUAGUAAUUCAUGUGUACAUAGUAAAGGUAACAUUUUAAUUUUAUUACAGAAAACUGGUUAACUUACAUUUUAUAGUAUAUUUCAUAAAUCAGAUGUAUUUUUCGUAUUUUGACCUUCGUUGCCAUUUUGUAGUUUCAACAAAUAUUGAUAUGACAAUAAAAAAAUUCAGAAGAUGUGUAAAAGCCUCUUGGACGGAGUUAAUUCUUGA
Molecule: messenger RNA, 2503 nt
Organism: Cottoperca gobio
Lineage: Eukaryota; Metazoa; Chordata; Actinopteri; Perciformes; Bovichtidae
Gene: ttc8
Product: tetratricopeptide repeat domain 8
Exons: 14
Coding region: 84-1601 (505 amino acids)
Biological process (GO): non-motile cilium assembly
Cellular component (GO): BBSome; non-motile cilium; ciliary basal body
Molecular function (GO): protein binding
Source: RefSeq, a predicted model, not a curated record